AACACUGCCUCGCUCAUAUGUGUGGCCAUCAUUCUGACGGUCAUUGUGGUUGUCAUGGUGCUCGGAAACUUGCUGGUCAUCAUUUCACUGGCCAGGUUUAAACAUCUCAGGACUGUCUCCAACUCGCUCAUCGGAAACUUGGCUGCCAGCGACUUCCUCCUGGCCAUCACCGUUCUGCCAUUCUCUUCUGUCAACGAAUGCCUCGGAAGGUGGGUUUUUGGCAGAAUAACGUGCAACUUCUGGUUGAUGGCGGACGUGAUGUACUGCACUGCCUCCAUCUGGAACAUCUGCGUCAUUGCCCUUGACAGGUACACGGCCACCCUCUUCCCUCUCUGGUACCGUGAGAGGCGUUCGAACAAGCAAGCCUGUUUGUAUGUGGGAGCCAUCUGGAUGAUUGCCGUCGUCACGUGCGCACCUCCCCUCUUCGGCUGGAACGACCUCUCAAAGAACUACCAGGGCCUGGACAAUUUGACUGGCCACAUAUACGUCUGCCUUCUCUUCGACACACCCAGUUACGUCAUCUAUUCUGCUUGCGUCAGUUUCUACAUCCCCUUCCUGCUCACUGUUUUGUUGUACGUUCAAAUCUUCAUUGUCCUCAGAAAACGUUUGAAAUUAAUAAGAGAGAAGAACUCCAAACGCAAGGCGGUCGGCAUGAUGGCCUGGGUCCAGCGAAGACCCACCAAAUUAAAUCUCACUGGUGCCCCGAAAGUCAUUUCAAACAUCAGAAUCGACAAAAGACAGAGAGCCGACAAGAGAGAGAUUCGAGCGACAAUUCGAAUGGCAGUGGUCAUCGCGGCAUUCUGCACCAUGUGGAUUGGCUUCUUCACGUUGUACCUGAUCGAAGGAGUCUGCAAAGCAUGCAUUGUGCCGAAGACUGUUGGAGCGUUUGUCUUCUGGCUAGGCUACACGAAUUCUGCCAUCAAUCCUAUUCUCUACGCUAUUUUCAACGUGGAAUUCAGAAAAGCGUUUAAGAAGGUGUUGGGAAUA
Helobdella robusta is the source of this 987-nucleotide messenger RNA. RefSeq lists its product as hypothetical. Gene Ontology annotation, biological process: adenylate cyclase-activating adrenergic receptor signaling pathway. Lineage: Eukaryota; Metazoa; Annelida; Clitellata; Rhynchobdellida; Glossiphoniidae. Gene Ontology annotation, molecular function: dopamine neurotransmitter receptor activity, coupled via Gi/Go; G protein-coupled receptor activity. The annotation marks the transcript as partial. The record is from RefSeq and is a predicted model, not a curated record. The transcript has 7 exons. Gene Ontology annotation, cellular component: membrane.